Paraphaeosphaeria sporulosa is the source of this 1740-nucleotide messenger RNA. RefSeq lists its product as uncharacterized. Gene Ontology annotation, molecular function: zinc ion binding; RNA polymerase II cis-regulatory region sequence-specific DNA binding; DNA-binding transcription factor activity, RNA polymerase II-specific. Gene Ontology annotation, biological process: DNA-templated transcription; regulation of transcription by RNA polymerase II. The record is from RefSeq and is a predicted model, not a curated record. The transcript has 4 exons. Gene Ontology annotation, cellular component: chromatin. Lineage: Eukaryota; Fungi; Ascomycota; Dothideomycetes; Pleosporales; Didymosphaeriaceae. Bases 1 to 1740 code for a protein of 579 amino acids.
AUGAGCGCGGUCGUGAGUAAGCUGGCAUAUGGUGCGACUCAUCAGAUUCUAAUCGUGAACCUAGAUUCUCGAGAUCCUUCGUCACAUUGCCCGUUCUGCGAACGUGGUUUCCUCCGCCACGAUGCCCUUCGGCGACACUUCAAAACGUGCUCCAAAAAGGGCGAGAACGAUCUGGAGCCUUCACUGCAACGGGGAAGGAGGCGUCAUGCAUGCAUUCAUUGCCAACUAAAGAAGGUUCAGUGCGAUGGGAAAGAACCUUGCGGACGCUGCUCAUUGAGUCAAGCUAAGUGCUCUUACGUGCGAGGGUCACCGGGUGCCGUAACGACAGUUCUUGAUCGAACGCCGAACCAUGAGGGUCGUGUGAGCAAGGCUUGUGCUGAUCAAUCGCGCUUCCCCUUGCCUUUCUUACUGAGCUACACGGAUCCCAGGUUCGAAUCAAUCACAUAUGCGUUUGCGGCAUCAGGCGCGCUUGUCGAAACAGUGUUCAAUGAGGAAGAUGACCCGAUGUACGACAUUUAUGACGAACCAAGCAAAGUGAACUCCAGGAUGCGGUCCGACGGUCUUAGCAUCCAAUCUAGAGUCGACGAGAUCAUUCAAACGCUCGCUUUCCAGCACCAAUUGAGUACGGGUGCAACCGAUACCAGCUACGACCAGUUCCCAGUCGAUGCGGCCAGUCAAGUAUUUACUCCGCACAUUCUACUGCGCUAUGUCUCAGCAUACUUUCAAUAUUUCCAUCCACACUUCGCAUUCAUCCACCGUCCCACAUUCGAUAUACAGCACGCUUCCCUGCCACUACUCGUCGCGGUCGCACUUGCUGGAUCGGCACACUCUCCGCCCACGGACGACGCUUUGUCAGCUCCUUGUCUCUACAGCGUGGCGGAGGAAUAUAUCUUUCGAUGUCUACAAGGCGUGGUCUAUACGGGUGCCAAAGUGGAUGAAGUGGUCAUUCAGACAAUUCAAGCCGCUGUGUUGAUCAACGCGUUGCUGUACAGUUCCACCGAUCGAGCAAUAGCUCGGAGGGGACUAUUCCACCGAUUUCCAGCCUUAUCCACCGCGGUAAGGUCUCUGGGUCUGGUGAGAUCGAAACGAGCGAUGCCCUUGCAAAGCAUGUCGUGGGAACAGUUCGUCGCAGACGAGAGCAAGAUAAGAACCGCUGCGGCAGUCUUCUUUUCGGGCGGUGUAAGCACCAUCACGUUCAACAACGCCGUGCAACUGCCUGUGUCCGAAAUGGCGGGUGACCUUCCUUGCGCUGACGCACUGUUUGAAGCUUCCUCGCCGGGCAAAUUCGCGCAGCUAGUCACGAAUUCUGCCUGCGAUACAAGGCAGAGCCUCAGCUUGAAAGAGUGGAUAUCCUUGUAUCUUCAGGAUACCUGGCCCGGAUAUGAGCAUGCCAUGUCCAUGUCGAUCGAUCCCAAAGUUUUGACCACACAUAUAGUUGCUCUCCACUCCAUCAUCUAUGCCGCGCGAACAAGUCUCCUAGCCUCUUCUUCAUACACCGCUCUCCUCCGCGCCACAAACCGCUGGAAAGAGCUCUACGACGUCGUAUACGCACACUCUAAUAUCAGCGAAACGCAACUCGUUGGCUUCGUGAAAUAUAGCGUCGAGCUGUGGUGGCUCGCGCGAAAGCUUCUCGAACUGGCUCACACGGGAAAAGAUAAAAGUAGGUAUCUGGCUGGCACGCCGACGGACUCGCGACGGGAUCUAAGGAACUUUGUUGAAAGAUAUGGGUCAGAGUUGUAG